AUGCACGAAUUUCCGCGUGCCGCCCUCGCGGCAGGCAGUGAGCCAAAAUGCAACAGCCCACGGACUCUCGUUGCUGCACCAGAGUUGGUGGAGGUCAGCCCGUUAAUGCGGUCUUGCAUUUUUGGGUUCAACACGCAUGUGGCGGAGCUUCCCACUUCUGCUACGGAUAUUAGGACUGCGGAGUUAUCUACAUUCGCCACUCAGGAAGCGGAAGCAGCAUCUGAAAUGGCUGUGCGGCGAGCGCUAUUCGCACAUCUACCCGAAGAGCUUAAAAGCAAUACGUAUUUAAACGAGGGAGCAAGCACUCAUGGGGACAGAUCGCAUUCAUUGACUCGGACACCGUCCACAGACGUACACCGUGAAGAUGCACCUGGCUGGGCUCAAGGCGGGGAAUCUCGGCCGCAGUUUAGUGGAGUCCUGCCUUCUGAGCUGCGCGCACGGCUGGCGGCCUUGAGCCAUGAAGUCGCCACCCGACAAGGAGAUUACCCGGAUUCGCGUUUUACUUCGAAAACAGCAUGCAAGAGGGGGCGUCAUGCGACCCGAAGAGCACCAGCUGCGCUGCAUGCCUCAUCUUCUAGUGUGUUAUCUCAGGCCAUUGGCUGCAGUGGUUCGCCACGCAGUGCGAACCCACCAGCCACUCCCACCUCUACGGCAGACAAGACGCCUGUGCUCCCGAGUCCAUGCGACGUCAAGUCUAGUGACGCACGGAGCCCUAGGGUGUCCGAGGAUGGCGUCGGGCCUGAUAAGGGAGCCCUGUUGCAGGCACUAGGCAUGGCUAUUCAAAAGUUUGAUGAUAAUGACAUUGGAGAGCCCAGCGGCACUUCUUCUGGCGGAUCAGGCUUGUCGGCUCCGCCCGCAACUUUAUUUCGCGGCGGGGAGGAUGGCUGCGACAGUAGCCUUCACGCCAGCGACGUCGCAGCUUCACUUGAAGUCUCGGACGUUGAGAAGGAUGCCUCGGCAGCUGCUGCACCUUAUUUCUGUGGACCUAGCUUUGCGUUGCCCCACACAGCGAAUGGCGCUUACCAGCAUCUAGAUGACAUCAUUGAGCCUGUGCGAAGCUGGGCUUGCAUUGGGGACAAGCCGACUACUACAGGGAGUGCUGGUAGUGGCGCAGUACGGCUUCCACCGGAUGCCGGAGGUGUAUUUGCGGAAGUUCAGUUGACAAUCUUGACACUGAUCGAAGACCUUCAUUCUGCAACGUGCUGCUGUGCUGCCGCCUCAAGCCAGGAACCGUGUAGUUGUUGCAUUGGGGCGUCUGUCUUGCUGAAGAGCAAGUGGAUGAACAACGCUGCGCUCCCUGCAGUGCUACUGGAUGCUGGGUCUUGUGGGAACGCUGUCUCGGGAGGGGAAUGCACCGAAGCCACAUCCCAGUUGCACACAGUCCCACGUGCUAGGAGCCUAUCUCCAUUUCCCGCAAAGCGCUCGCAUGGCUCUGGCCCAGACUCUGCAACCUCCUCGUCUGCUGAUGAGUGCCAAGCUGCGACUGGGUGUACAGAGCCGCCAACGCGAAUUGAAGGCCGCAGUUGGAAUUCUCCCUCGUGCCCGGACACUGGUUCUUUGAGCAGUGGGAAGGAUGUGGCUUCGCCACGAGCUUCUACAAGGGCAGCUGUCGCAGGCAUAUCCCAGGACAACGGGCGCUUGCCCCCAGUCGAUUGCGAUUCGACUCGUGAACGGCAUAGCAGCGGAACACCCACCAAGCGUAGUGAAAAGGGUGCCAAACUUUCCCUUCCCCUUACAGGGUCUGCAGGGUGCUCCGAUGCACCUCCAGGAUCGGGAGUCAAUUCCCCCAGUGGCUCAGACAGCGCGGAUGGUGUCCGGCCCAAAAGCAAAGGGGGCGGUGAGGAGCCUGUAUCCAGUAAAGAGAAACAGGAGGAGUCGCUGCAUCUCCUCUUCAGGCACCACGUUGCUGCGGUAACGUGCGCCGAUCGUUUUGCGGAGCUCCUUCCAUAUUGCCACAUCUUUAGAGAAUGUGUAGGGACAUACCGCAGGCCUGCAACCCUGCCGACUCCGGCGCGUCACCUACUGGUGCAGGAGCUACAGAUGCUGCGCAGAGAUCCGGACCGGCUUCUGAUGCGUAAUUCAUUUCAAUGGACUGAAGCAGCUGGAGCAGUUUCAUGCCUGGCUGACACAGAGUACGGCGCUGCUGAUGCGCCAAAUUGUGACCGUACGGAUUUGGGGGCAAGCAUCUCUGGUCUGAACCUGAACGGAGUCCGUUCAGACGGCCAUGCCCCUGACGAUGGCAACGCAAUUCUAUCUUCAGCAGCUUUAGCGGCAUCAGAUGCUGAUACGGGACGCUGUAUCAGAGGCAGCGGUGGUUGGGUACCACCGCUGCCACUGCUGGACCCUUCUGUCCUUCUUUGCGCCUCGGGGACGGAGUUGGCUGCUCAGAAGUCUGCGGUAUUGAGGAUUCUGCGGAUGCUGCGCUCAUUGGCGCCAACCUGGGCUGCACGUGACGACAAUUUCGGGUUUCACUUUAAAGCUGCCAUCGCUGCAAGAUCACUUGAUUCCCUGGAGCUGCAGAGCUAUCGUGUCGUUUUUCAGUGUUUGUCUCCGUUCGACGCGAGGGAGUGGUCACGCGACCAGCUUAUGGAAGUGCUCAACGACCUCGACUGCAUCCGCCUUGCGUAUAGGCGCCGCCGGAAUCUGAAGGCAAGCAUAGCGCGUGUCCAGCGCUUCUUAGAGCAUCCUGACGUGGAACCUGCAGGGGACAUGUUACAUAGUUCUGAUGGCGCAGCUGGCCCGCGACAUCUGUGGGAGCCAAACAGUGGUGCCUCAGUUGAGACGGGGGACAUGGGAAACCCACCACGCGUUGUUGUGCGCGGUGGACGAGAUAUCAGUUGUGGGCAAGCUGUUCCAAAUGCUCCUAGCCCGACGGGUUUGGGGCCCGUCCCCGUUUCUUCGAGGGCGCAACAGGUGGGUUCGUUCGUGCUGCCAAUGCCGCACCAGCAACAGCUAUCACCCACAAAUGGGGGGUCCAAAACAUCACCCAGGACGCCUGGCCUCUCGGGAACGUGGUCGGUUGAUCGGGAAGCAACGGCUCGCGUGGAUGGAGACGGCGCAGCUGACCGGCAAACAAACUCUGUUGGUGGAGGAACCUCUGGGGGCGGAGGUUGUGCUGCUCCUUCGGGUUUCGCUCGGAGAGGUCACUCGACUGGUUCUACAGGGGUUGCGCGGCGGAACGCUGGGGCAGUGGCGGAGACGUCUGUUGGAAAAGCUGGGAGCACGAACCUGAAUGACUGCCCAGGCUUAGAUUGCAUUUCCCCUGACAUCUUUCUUCUCGCCUCAGGCCAGCCAAGGCAAAGUUGCUUCAACAUCAAGCAGCACGGCUUUGAGAAGGCUCGACGUCUGGCUGUUCAGGCGAGACAAACCCUUAUGGGGAUGGCCACAUCCAAAGUCACAAACACUCCAUCGACAGAAGCCCAGCGGGCUUCAGCACAACCUGCAUUGCCUGAAGCUUCUGUCGGCCGAGAGCAGCCCUCAUUGCAGACAAGGCUCCCAGAUUUGCUCUUUAUGGGGGACGCCACUACAGCAAUUGCGGAGGCACUUGGGAACCGCGGUAUUCAGACGCCGACGGCCGUGCUGCAGCAUUCAUCUGCCAAGAGCAAACUUGACGGCCUGGGCGCAACCAAUGAAGCGCCGGAGAUCCAGGGAGCCAAUGAUGCCCCCGGGGUGAGUGGAAGCGCCAAUGUUUUUCGCAGCGUGAAUCCCAUGCAAGUAAAAGCAGCUGUUUCUGGGACAACUCCAAGGCACUCACCACGUGGGGUGCCGCAACGGCCGGCUUCGUCCGGGUUUCCUUCGGCAGAUUGUGUGAUGCCUCCUCUUCCAAGAAAGCAGACUAUUCAGCAGCAUGCGCCGGGUAAGGAACAGAUGCCAGUUCCUUCUGCAGCAAUUACGGGGUCGCCUAUGCAGCAGCAGGCGUUGCUGCAACACCAGCUGCAACAACAGCUUGAAGAUCAGCUUCAGCAGUUGCAACAACUACAACAGCAGUUGCUGCAGCACUCUUCUACCGCUCAAGAGACUCCAGCGAGACAACCCCCAAAUAUGGGGUCUAAAGCUCACCCACUACCCUCGUACUUGAAUUUAGGCGACCACUCAUCGUCGGCCUUGGCAUUGGUGAGCUCUUUGUUAGGGGGCUCAGCCACGGCAUCUCUGCGGCUCCCAGGCUUCAGUGACUCAUCGGGAGCCCCUUCUCCGCUGCGUUGCCCAGAAGGACAGCAGCGACAGGCUACGACAAAACCGGUAUCCAUCGAUCCAGCGAGCGAUCCACAGUUGACCCUGCAGUGUGCGAAGGGUCCUCGUGGGGGCCUCGGGAUUCUCGGGACAUCCGGUGACGCCGACGGGUCAGUCAUUGCCCCUGUUGGCCCUGCAGAGGUGCUGGAAGAUGAUGGCGUGCAAUCCUGUUCAAAGCGGAAGCAGAGAUUGCUUUGUGCCUCGAAGCCCGGUAAACGCACCUUGGCUUCCUUAGCAAGGGAAUUUCCCUCAGUCGGGGGGGUCACCUACAACGUGAAGGGAGCAUGCUGGGAGGUGGCGGUAAAGGGCCGGGAAACGACGAAGAUCUUCAGCACCAGGAAGUUUGGCGGCCUAGAAGCAGCUUAUGGGGCAGCUGUCAUGUGGAAACGCAAGGUUGACCGAGGUGAGCAGGGCGAUGAUGAUGCAGACGGGCCUGAAGGACUGGAGGGCCCAGCAGAUGAUGAAUAUCUGGAUGAGGCCGAUGGCCUUGGAGGUAGUGCCUCCGCAACAAAGUGGGAAGACGGCCUAGGAGCAGACGAACCCGUGAGAAAGCGACUGGUUUGUUCCAAGCCCAAUCCUUUAAUGAGUUCGCUGGGGGUUGCCAUGCAGCAGCAGCAGUUUGGGCAGGCUGCUCCGCCGUCAGUUCACAUCACAACAUUGGGCGAGAGUCAUGGCGUUCAGCACCAGUUGUCGAGGGCACCCAGCGUUUGA
Molecule: messenger RNA, 4941 nt
Organism: Eimeria maxima
Lineage: Eukaryota; Apicomplexa; Conoidasida; Eucoccidiorida; Eimeriidae
Exons: 6
Coding region: 1-4941 (1646 amino acids)
Source: RefSeq, a predicted model, not a curated record